Molecule: messenger RNA, 782 nt
Organism: Trichoderma harzianum CBS 226.95
Lineage: Eukaryota; Fungi; Ascomycota; Sordariomycetes; Hypocreales; Hypocreaceae
Exons: 2
Coding region: 95-643 (182 amino acids)
Source: RefSeq, a predicted model, not a curated record
CGGUUACAUUUGCGUCAUAAGAGAUUAAGGGAAACCUCGCAUCCGAUAUAACAAACUCAUUCUCAUCUCACCACCUCUCAUCUCAGAACUCAUCAUGGCCUCAGUACUGAAAGACAAGGACGAAAUGGAGUCCGCAAUCUCAAAGCUCGCAAUUGACUCCGCAAAAGCGGCACCAAAAGGCAAAGCCAAGGCCAAGAAGCCCGUAGCAGACUCAUGGGAGGACGAAGACGUGUCCGACGAGGAAGAUGAAGAAGACGACCAGGCCACAGACAAAGACGACGCGGAAGCAGAAGCAGGCACAUCAACCCCAUCGUCACUCGCCACGCCCGCCGUCCCGCCGCCAACACCCGCCUCACCUUUAGGCUACGAGUCGCCUCAUGAAUGGGCGUCUCUCGGCAGCCAGAGUCACAGCCAGAGUCAAAGUCACAGCCAGAGCCAAAGCCCAAUGGCGACGUCGGCGUCCGGGAGCGGGGCCGGGACGCCGGCGAAGAGGCCGGAGAAGACGGACGCCGUGGCGAGGCGCAUGAUUGCGGCGGGUUUGGGGCUCAAGGCGCCGCGGCAGACGGAGGAGCAGCGGGCGUACCAGCGGUCGGUGAGGGAGCAGGAGAAGAAGAGAAGGGAUGCGGCUGUGUGGGAUGAUUGAUCUUUUUUAAUGUGUACGGAGUGCUAUGGAUGGACUUUUGUUUUUGGGUAGUUUCUUGAGAUGCUGGUGUAACAUGUUGAUGUAUAUAAUCAAGCGCAGGAUUUUGCUUCAAUCUAUGGGGUUUUCACUUGCCCCUAUU